CUCUGUUUCUCCUCUCGGUAUAGGGAUUACACUGUAAGGUAUACGAGCAGGAAAGAGAACUUGAAAAACUGAGAAUAUAUUAUUUACAAAAGAUCUUUCUCUGUAUCUCUCCCAACCACACCACUUGUCACUAAGAUGUUAUAAAAUGUUAAUCAUGUCUAUUUGAGAUCAAUUUUAUCUACGUGGUAUAGAUUCUGUUUGUAUAGCACAUGAUGGCCAUGACUAACCAGUCCAGUGAAGGCACUGCCCUGGUGCAUCAGCAGAUGUUUAAGGUGGAACUGAAUGAGGGGCCGUUGUCUAAACUGGUUGUGGCCAUUCUCAUGUCCCUGCUUUUCACCUGCAUCAACAGCAUCAUGUUUCACACUCUCAUGAGUAAGCCUGUGUUUAGAGAGCUGCCUCGCUAUAUUCUCUUUGCCCACAUGCUUUGUAACGACACAGCUCAGUUACUGGUCUCUCUGUUGCUCUAUGUUUUGACUAUGAAUUUACAGCUGAUUCCGAAGGCUGUAUGUGCGCUUAUCAUACUUGUGACAGUGACAACUUUCCGCAAUGCUGCAUUGAAUCUGGCUGUGAUGUCGCUUGAGCGCUAUGUGGCUAUUUGUUUUCCACUAAGACACAGUGAGAUGGUGACCCAGAGAACGGCAGGCAUUUCUAUUGUGUUUAUCUGGCUCUUCAGUUUAAUAAAUUUUGCGAUAGAUAUUAUUUAUGCACUGAUAAUCGAUCCAUCGUCUUUUAAAGAUCCCAUGUUCUGUACUCGAGAGAGGUUGUUUUUGUCAUCAUGGCAAAAUGAUGUGUUUCAGGGCUUCAAUUAUUUUUUCUUUGUGACUGUUACAGCCAUUUUAUUUUUCACCUACAUUAAUGUUGUAGUUGCAGCUCGAUCUGCUUCAGCUGAAAAAGAAUCUGCUAAGAAGGCUCAUAAGACCAUACUGCUUCACCUUGUUCAGUUAGUUCUCUGUGUUAACACAUUUAUUUAUGGAACCGUAGAAAGAGCCCUUGCCAUGACCAGCAGCAGUCGUCUGUUCAUGGACCUGCGCUACCUGAACUUUCUCUUUGUUCUCAUUCUGCCUCGGUGCCUGAGCCCCCUGAUCUAUGGCCUGAGAGACGAUGUUGUUAGGCUCUUAUUCCUCUACUAUGCCAGGUGUGGAACCCAAAAGGUCAAGCCCUCUGUAACUGCACACUAGAACAGUGUUUCUCAACUGUUUGGACGUUCUGAAAGGAUCGUGGAAGGAGUUCCGAUUAAACAAAACAAAACAAAAAUCCUAGCCCCCAGCUCUAACAUUAAGAUAUGUCUGACCCUGGUUCUGCACAUGAUUAGCAACAUUAGUCAUUCAACCAAUCAAAGCCUAUCAGAUAUUUUAAUUUCAAAUGUAUCAACAUAUCCAACGUCACUAUGACAAUGAGUGAGCUGUGCAUGCUACACUGAUCUCUCGCACAGAUCUACUGCUUGUGUAAUAAGCUACGAUGGAUACAUUUCUUAGGAAUACUGUUAAAUCUCCCUGUACACCAAGUAUCAGCUCAGGAAGAAAAAUACAAAUGGACGUACGACCCGGGUUUUCAUAAAUAUGGAUUUACUUCCACAGCCAAACUUGAUGAAUGACCGCUGUUUAUUUGCUAUUGGGUAGCGAGUUUGUAUGUUAAACUUUGGGUUGCGGAGCAAAACAGGUUGGGAACCACUGCACUAGGAGACCGGAUAGAGGACAACAGAGACAGACCUCAUUCUUCUAUCAUCACUUUAAAAAUGUUACCAGUACUUGAUAAAGUUGGUGUGAACAUGUUUAAAUGAAAUGUUUAUCAUAUUGCAGCAUAUUUCUAUUGGGUGAAAUAUUGUGUUAAGUUGUACAUCUGGCGGUAUAACUCCCAAAAGGUCAAACACCCUGUAACGGCACAUUAAUGAAAAAUAUGUGAUUGAAUACAGACAUGUUAACCAUCAU
Alosa sapidissima (American shad) is the source of this 1928-nucleotide messenger RNA. RefSeq names its product odorant receptor 131-2-like. Bases 210 to 1178 code for a protein of 322 amino acids. NCBI's taxonomy places the organism in Eukaryota, Metazoa, Chordata, Actinopteri, Clupeiformes, Clupeidae. The transcript has a single exon. Gene Ontology annotation, molecular function: G protein-coupled receptor activity. Gene Ontology annotation, biological process: G protein-coupled receptor signaling pathway. The record is from RefSeq and is a predicted model, not a curated record. Gene Ontology annotation, cellular component: membrane.